Cygnus atratus (black swan) is the source of this 3683-nucleotide messenger RNA. It is a transcript of the gene ERAP1, whose product is annotated as endoplasmic reticulum aminopeptidase 1. Gene Ontology annotation, molecular function: metalloaminopeptidase activity; peptide binding; zinc ion binding. Gene Ontology annotation, cellular component: cytoplasm. Lineage: Eukaryota; Metazoa; Chordata; Aves; Anseriformes; Anatidae. Bases 297 to 3092 code for a protein of 931 amino acids. Gene Ontology annotation, biological process: peptide catabolic process; proteolysis. The transcript has 18 exons. The record is from RefSeq and is a predicted model, not a curated record.
ACUCGCGGCCCCUCGCGGCCUCCAUGGGCGGUGGCGGCGGCGCGCUCCGCCCCGCGGCGGGGCUCGGCGGGCGCGGGCCGGCCGGCUGGCUUCACUUUCGCUUUCGUCUCGGCCCUGGUCCCUCUCGGUGUCGCCUUCCUCCCUCGGGCCCUCUCGGUGCCGGCCUCCUCCCUCGGGCCCAGAGGCGGGUCCCGCAGCGCGGAGCGGGGGCUGCGGUCCCGGGGCUGCUCCCCGCCGCAGCAUGAGGCGGCGGGUGCAGGGCGGCCUCGUUGCCUCCUCCCUUCACUAGGUCCAAAAUGGCAGCGCCGCACCUAGCCGCCUCGUUCCGGGGUCCGUGUGCCCCAGUGGUGUCCGUGGUGCUGGGCCUGGCCAUGGUGGCUUCUUCUGUCGGCGGUGGCCUCGGCGUUGACAGCAGCAUGCCGUUUCCCUGGAACAGGGUGAGGCUCCCUGAGCACAUUGUCCCGCUGCACUACCACCUCCUCAUCCACCCUAACCUCACCACGCAGACCUUCUCGGGGACAGCUGCCAUAGACCUGACCAUCACCCGUCAAACCAGCACCGUCAUCCUGCACAGCAAGCGUUUGCAUGUGGCCUGGGCGGCCAUCGGGGCACAGGAGGCGAGGGUGCUGGAGCACCGGGCGCUGGAGCAGGUGGCACUGCUCGCCACCGAGCCGCUGCGGGCUGGCCACAACUACACCGUCACCAUCCAGUACGCUGCCAACCUCUCUGACUCCUUCCAUGGCUUUUACAAAAGCACCUACAGGACCCAGGAAGGAGAACUCAGAGUGCUUGCAGCAACGCAGUUUGAGCCAACAUUUGCAAGAAUGGCCUUUCCAUGUUUUGAUGAACCAGCCUUCAAAGCCAGAUUUUCAGUUAAGAUUAGGAGGGAACCAAAGCACCUUGCGCUGUCCAACAUGCCACUUAUGAAGACUGUGAAUAUAAAUUCAUGGCUUGUUGAAGACCAUUUUGAUACCAGUGUCAAGAUGAGUACCUACCUCGUGGCCUUUAUUGUUUCAGAUUUCAAGUCCAUCAGCAAAAUAUCCAGUCAUGGAGUUAAGAUUUCUGUAUACACGGUACCAGAGAAGAUCCACCAAGCUGAUUAUGCACUGGAUGCGGCAGUAAAACUUUUAGACUUUUAUGAGGAUUACUUCAGCAUUUCAUAUCCCUUACCUAAACAAGAUUUAGCAGCUAUUCCGGAUUUCCAGUCUGGUGCUAUGGAAAACUGGGGAUUGACCACAUAUCGGGAAUCUGCGUUGUUGUAUGACCCUGAGAAGUCCUCAGCAUCUUCUAGACUUUGGAUUACUAUGAUAAUAGCCCAUGAACUGGCUCAUCAGUGGUUUGGCAACCUAGUUACCAUGGAGUGGUGGAAUGACCUGUGGUUAAAUGAAGGGUUUGCAAAAUUCAUGGAGUUUGUGUCGGUCAACGUUACCCAUCCAGAACUGAAAGUUGAAGAUUAUUUCUUAACAAGAUGCUUUGAUGCCAUGGAAGUGGAUGCAUUAAAUUCAUCGCAUCCUGUGUCUACUCCUGUGGAAGAUCCAGCUCAAAUUUUAGAAAUGUUUGAUGAUGUUUCUUAUGAUAAGGGAUCCUGUAUAUUAAAUAUGUUGAGGGACUACCUGACUGACAAUGUUUUUAAAGCUGGGCUUGUGCAGUACCUGCAGAAGUACAGCUAUCAGAAUACAAAAAAUGAAGAUUUGUGGGACAGUAUGACAAAUAUUUGUCCCACAGCAGGUAGCGAUAAAAGUGAACAACAAGGUGAUGGCUUUUGCAGAAGGAACCAACAGUCAUCUUCAAAUGCACACUGGACUAAAGGAGAGACUCUUGAUGUGAGGGCAAUGAUGAACACUUGGACACUGCAAAAAGGUUUUCCCCUGGUAACUGUCACAGUGAGAGGAAAGAACGUCCACCUGCAGCAGGAGCACUACAUGAAGGGAGCAGAUUCCCAUUCAUCCACAGGGUACUUGUGGCACAUUCCACUAACCUACAUUACGAGCAAAUCUGACACUGUGCAAAGAUUUUUGAUGACAACUAAAACAGAUGUCAUUAUCCUUCCGGAAGAGGCUGAGUGGAUCAAAUUCAAUGUGUACAUGAAUGGUUAUUACAUUGUGCACUAUGAAGAUGAUGGAUGGGAUCAUCUGAUCAACCUUUUGAAAGAGAAUCAUACAGCAAUUAGCAACAAUGACAGAACAAGUCUCAUUAACAACAUAUUCCAGCUUGUAAGAAUAAAAAAAAUGCCAAUUUCUAAAGCUUUUGAUUUAACUUUAUACCUGAAACGGGAAACACAAAUCAUGCCUGUACUCCAAGGUAUGAAUGAGCUGGUUCCUAUAUACAAGCUGAUGGAGAAGCGGGAUAUGGAUGAUACAGAAAAACAGUUAAAGGAGUAUAUAGUCAAUUUAUUUAAAGACCUAAUUGACAAACAGCUUUGGAGUGAUGACGGCUCAGUGUCUGAGAGAAUGCUUCGGCAGUCCCUGCUGCUCUUCGCAUGUAUGCGCAGAUACCAGCCAUGCGUGGACAAAGCAGAAGAGUAUUUCCUGAAAUGGCAGAAAUCCAAUGGAACCUUGAGUUUGCCAGCUGAUGUGAAGACAGCAGUGUAUGCUGUUGGAGCACAAACAUCUGAAGGUUGGGAUUUCCUCCUUAGUAAAUACAGACAGCACUCAUUCAGCAUAGAUAAAAGUAAAAUUGAAUUAGCUCUCAGCCUCACCAGAAAUAAGGACAAACUUCAGUGGUUACUGGAUCAAGGUCUCCGUGGUGACAUCAUAAAAACUCAGGAUCUUCCACACAUUAUUGUGUAUGUUGCCAGAAACCCAUCUGGCUAUCAUCUUGCUUGGACGUUUUUAAAGGAAAAUUGGGAGAAAGUCGUAGAAAAAUUUGAACUUGGUUCGAAUUCCAUAGCAACCAUUGUCACUGGAGUGACAAAUCAGUACUCGACUAGGCCACAGCUUGCACAGGUUAAAGAAUUCUUCGGUUCUCUGGAGGAAAAAAGUGCACAGCUUCGUUGCAUCCAACAAGCUAUUGAAACCAUUGAGGACAAUAUACAAUGGAUGGAUAGAAAUUUUGAGGAUAUCAAAACAUGGCUGCAAAAGAAUCACCUAUAAAUUAGGAUAACUUAUUUUUGUCAAAAACAAUUGUAAGGCACUGAAAAUUCAUAGGAGGAGCAGCAGAGCAAUUUUAAAAGUUAGUUUCUCUAGAGGGCACACUAAGUCUGCACUAUUCCUCUUGCUGCUGACUGAAAAUAUUCUUGUAUUUUUAGGUAAUGUUAAGGAAAUGAGCAUGCAUUUUGUGUGCAGAACGUCUGAAUCUUAUUGUAGAUGAUUAAUCAGUUGGUUUUAGCUGGAAAUUUUGCUUUUAAUUAUUCCUUUUACACCUGAUUGAAGUGCAACUGCUACCAUAAUUACUCACUGAUGUUUAAGAGGACAGAUAGUCAUUUGUAAUAGGCUUUAUUUCUUAUCUCUAAGGAUUGUAAGCUAAUUACUGCGAGAACAGAUGAAUAUUAUGUGCUAAGAAGGUGUUAUUAUGUGCUUAUGUUACUUAAGAAAUGAGCUGAAGUUUUGGAGGGUUUUUUUUUUUUUUUUUUAAAGACCCAGUAGUGAAUGAAUUUCUUCUCUUUUCACCUAUGAAAAUUCCUCAAUUCCAGUACUAGUAUUAAAAAAAAAAAAAAUCCACCUGUUACCCUAAGUGCUUGAUUU